UGCUUCGAGACUUGAAUGUGUGCAGUCGCACAGUGCGCUUUCGAUACUCAGAUACAUACGAUCGCAACUUUAAGAUACAUUUGCGCCGCGCGUGUAUUGAAAACUAUUGAAUGGUGUUGUUGUUGUUGUGUGCGCCAAGCAUUUGAGUGUUAAUUAGCAACGACUGCUGCUUGCAUUGAUUUGACAUUUGUGUGUGAUUCAUUCGGACAGAGCCAGUGGGCUAUGCAAAGUGUCUGGGGACAGUGCGAGUGUCUGACUAUCGAGAAUAAUAAAAAUUUAUAAAUAAAUCAAGACAAUGGCCACCUCCACGCUAACGGCUACAGCGUCUCCGAGUCCAGCUGCCAUGAAGAAUCCGCAGCUGAAGCGCGUCGUCUAUUCCAAGUAUCGGGAGCUCCUGGGCUCGUACAACGAUAAGGCCAAUGCCAUCAUUGAGACGCUGCCCGCCUAUAUGGUACGAGAGGAUCACGGAUUUCAGCUGGAGCUGCCGCUGCCCCAUGCCAAUGCGAAUGCGAAUGGGCAUGACAAGAGCUCUGUGGAUACCUAUGGACAACGAGGCGGAGGCGCCGCUGGAGGCGGUGGCUUUGAGGCGCCCGCUUGUGUGCAAAACGCGAUGAUGACAAAAGACAAGAAGCCCUUCACCUAUACGCCCGGCGGCAUAGAUCUCUCGCAAAUCCGGUCGGAGCGCAUGGCCAAGCGAUUGGCGCGCAAUGCUCAAGCCGAGGGCGCCACCGGGGCCUCCCAACAGAACAGACCCUCACCGCAGUCGCCGGGCGCCGGUGGCAGUGCCGCCAGUUCUAUGGGCGCCGCAGCAAUGGGCAUGCCGUUUCAGGUGCUGCCGCCGCCGCCGCCGCCGCCGCCACCGCAGCCGCAAUCGCAGUCACAGACGGGUAAGAACGGUAACCAAGCAGCAGCAGCACCCCCACCGCCACCCCCACAACAAAGUACAUUAGCACCACCAGCGGGUCGAGGCAGUGCGCCCGGUUCGCCGGCAGCGGCACGCAAGUCCCCAACUCCGCAACGUUUCGAGCCGCCGCCGCUAGGAUUCCGGCCGGAGAUCAAAAUACCGCCGAACCCGAUGGCGGCGCUGCGCAAGGUGCCGCCGCCAGUGGAGAAGAACACAUUCUGGAAAGAUGAAUACUGCAAGGAGCGCUCCAAGAGCCCCCUGCCCGAUUCAACCCAGAACGGCAAUGGCGACUACAGCAACAGCAACAACAACAGCAACAGCCAAGAUGUCGUUGAUGCGUACAAACCAACUGGCAACAACAGCUACAACAACAGCAACGGCAACAACAGCUACAGCCCAUACGCACCAUCAAAUCAGCAGCAGCAGCAGCAGCAGCCACAAUCGCCCUCACCCAAAACACCGCCGCUGCAGCAACAGCUGCAACAGCCAACGCCACCGGCAACACCCCCACAACAACAACAACAGCAGCCGCGUCAGGAGUUCCGCAGCGUGGCCAUGCCACAGUCGCCGGCUGUUAAUGUCUAUACGCGUCAAACGGACAGUCCGCGCUCGCCUUUCGAGCUGCAGCAGCAGCAGCAGCGGGCCACAGAGAGUCCCUUCCGCUUUGCACAACAGCAACAGCAACCACAGCAGCAGCAACAGUCGCGUCCGACCACGGCAAUUUCUCCGCUGGUGCAACAACAGCAGACACAUCCAUCGCCAGCUAUUUCUCCACUGGCUCAGCCACAACAGCAGCAGCAGCAACAACAGCAGACCGUUCCCUGGCGUACACAACGCCCCCAGCCCGCUGCACAACAGCAACAACAACAACCACAGCAGCAGCAGCAGCCCAUUUACAACAAUGUGCAACAGCAGCAACAACAACAACAGCAGCAACAACGAUCUCGCGAUGUCUUCAGUCCCGCCCGAACUGAGCAACAGCAACAACAACAAUCGCCACAUCAAGGAGCUAAGCCGACCAACGUUGGCUCACUUUACAUAGCUCCACUCGCGCAGCCCACGGAGCCGCAAGCACAGCGCCUCUUGCUACAGCAGCAGCAGCAGCUGUCGGGAGCUCGUGACUCGCCCAUGCGUCAAGUGCCACAACAGCAGCAGCAGGCACAGCAACAGGUGGGCGGCCAGCCACUGCGCUGGCUCAGCUCACAGCCCGCGGCAAAGGAGCAGGCGCCCUGGGCACGCUCCGGGGAGAAUGGCAACGUGGUGCCCUCCACUCUGCGACAGGCGGCAGCGCCGUCGGCAGCUACGCAAGCACAGCCUGCAACGCUCUAUCAGCCUCAGAUGGGGCAGAGCAAUGGCCAUGGAGCAGCUUCCUCUCCCGGCCCGGCUGCACAGCAGAACUUUGGCUCAACAGCUCAGCCCAGUGGACUACGCUUGCAGAUCAACGCCAAUGCCAACGGCAACAAUGUAAACCAGAGUGGACCCAAGGAGCGCAUAAUACCCAUUACACUGGAACAAACACCAACUUAUGCCGCUGCGCAGCCCAACUUCGGUGCGCCUGCUGGCCACAUAAUACGCUCAGCUAAUCAAUUUGUCGAUCAAGGUUACAACAAUUAUCCAGCUUCAGGAGCGUCUGCGCAGGUGCAACGCGUCAUAUCACCCACCCACCAGCAGCAGCAUCUGCAGCAGCAGCAGCAUCAGCAUCAGCAACAACAAUUUGUUAGUUCUAAUAACAUCAGCAAUAAUUCGACUCGCAUUAUACCCAUUGCGAUUGAGGGGGGACGAGGAGGUCCGGUCUCCCAGUCACCAGUCGUGCUACAAAACGAUCCACGCUCACCGCCCAUACAAUCGAAAUCGUUUAGAAUAUUGCAAAAGAUAACCGACACAGUGGACGAUGUCAGCAGCGAUCCCAGGCAAGAGGCGCCCCACCAGCAGCCUCAUUUGGAGGUGGAGCUGCCGCAACUGCAGCGGCCGCAGUUCGCUCGCCAGAUGAGCGCUCAGCAGGCGCGGAAUAGUCCGACCAUUGAGCAAAUGCGGCGGCUGCAAAUCGCCCAGGAUCAGCAGUCGGGUACGCCAACAGCCUGGUGCCCGCAAGGUAACGGCGCGUCUGCUCAGAACCGCUUCACACCUCAGCGUUCUGCAUACGAUUCGGGCCAACAGCAAUACGUGCCACCUAGCGAGCAGCAGGCGCCGGAACCGAAGAAGUACACCGGCAGCGCAAUACCGAGUCGAUCAUUUAAAAUUUUACAGGCAAUGACAACACCAGAGAAUGCCGAACAUAAAAUUCACACCGAGCUGGACUCGGAUUUGGAAAAUAUUGAAUUGAACGAAGCCAAAAAUAAUAAUAAUAAUAAUAAUAAUAAUAAUACUCAUAAUAAUAUUAAUCAUAAUAAUGGGAAUAAUGAUAAUAUCAGAAUGAGUAACCAUAACCGAGAAAUUAACAGUAAAAUCAAUAAACGUCAUAGUUAUCAGUCAUCAGCCACGCCCACUCCACCGCCCAUUACAGACACGAAUACAAGCACUUCUCACGGCAUAUACUCAUCUUCAUCUUCUCUUAGUUCAGACAGCUCCUGUGCCCCACAGAUGCACACAGAGCGCUCGCAAUCGGUGCCCCCGCACUAUCCCUAUGCUUAUGGUUACCCCUUCCCCUGGUACAUGCCGCCACCCACUCAUUCCGUUCCUGGGCAGAACAGUGGCGAGCCGCCUCAAGUCGUAAAUUGGCCCUAUCCUUACCCUUACCCGCCACCCAUGCCUCUCACGGUGGACGGCAAGCAGCCGGAAGCCCAUCCACCCUAUCCAUAUUACUACCCCUAUUAUCUACCCCCUCCACCGGCCUAUGGGCAGCCAGCCACGUCCAACGAAACUCUGCAGCACGGCUACCACCCUCAGUUUGUGCCAGCCUAUGGUCCUUAUCCGUAUCCGGUAGCACCGAGCCUUAGCCAAAGCUCUGCGGAAAGUCGCGCCAGCAGCGUAUUGCCCGAUAUUAUUAUAACGCCCAGCACCGACGAUAUGCCCUCGAAGGUCAUAAUGCAGCACCACAUCAAGGUGGAGCCACGUGAGCCGCCCAAGCGUGCGCACUCUGUUGAAAUUGAGGAAUUGGUUAGUCGGUCGAAGACGCGCAAUAUCUGCAGCAACAAGGAGGAGGUAAUUGAUAUGCUCAGCCAGCGUCUGGCCAACAUAAACAAAAUCGCCGGGGGCAAUACCCAAGCCAAUUUAUCGAAUCAGCUCCAAAAGAGCUAUGCCGGUGAGCAUCUGAAGGAGCUGGGAGCACGCUCACCCAGCGAGAAUGCCUCCCCAGUGCUGAUCACUGCCAUGCUAGACGAUAAUGAUGAUAGUGACUCUGAGGAGAGCAGCGACGAGGAUGAAGAGGACACAGAUACACCCAAGCAUGCAGGUCGCAACUCGCCAUCUCCGCUGCAGGCCAUCAAGUCGGUGACCAAUGUGCAGAUCUACAAAGGUUUGGGCAAAAUGCCAGUGGAAACUCUGCAGUCCGAGAGUGAGGACGAUGAUGUGACGACAGCUGACGAAAUGCUCGAUGAGGAAGAGCAGGAGUGCCUGAUCGAGGAACUGGACGAUGACUAUGUUGUUGAGGAGGAUCUAAGCACCAUUUAUGAGGAGGAGAGCGAGCUGGAACGCAGCAGCAACUACGCCAAGACGGUUAUUAACCAAAAUGGAUCCAGUGCCAGCAACGCUACCAUAGGGGCUCGCCAAGUAGAAGAAGAAGACGACCUGGAAGAGCAAAUAGAGGACAAUGAUCGGGAUGACGAUGACGAGGACGACGAGUCCAAUUCGGUGACUGUGCGUCUGCCGUUGCGCUUCUCCUUUAGUCGCAGCUCGAAUGACGAGAACAUAGCCACCGUGGAGGUGGGCAGCAGCACACAGAUUGAGGAAAGACGCCAGAGUAUUAGCUUGGACGGCAAACGGAAUUCAUUCAGCGUAGCCAAGAUAGAGAGUGACAAUGAGGAGGAUAACGAUUGUGAGGUCAGCGUUACCAUCAGCUUGUCAAACUCCUCCCGUUCCAAUUCCGUAGAGAAGUCCUCGAUGCUCCCAAGUGCCAUUAAGGCUAGCAGUGAAGAUGUGUCCACCUCCAUCUCGCUGGGCAUGCGCAACAAGUUCUUGGCGGACACCCAACACGGCGAAAUAACAAAUAAUAUUGCGAUAUUGAAACCGACAAAAGAAGUUGAGGUCACCUCGGAAGCACCCAAAGAGGAAUUUGAUUUCUUUGCCACGCUUUUGGCUACCAAAAUGCAGGCACAGAAAAUGAUGGAACAGUCCAAGAGCUAUUGGAAAACGACAGAGGCCAAGCCAGAAGAACAGCCCAAGGAGCCUGCGCCAAGUGAAACUGUGAAGCUGCGAGUUAAGCCAAACGAGGAACAGGCCAAAAGGCCAAGACCAAAAUCGUGUGACAUAUCCAAGACUCGGGACUCUUUGGAGGCGGCCAAGAACAGCUUUUGGUCCACAUUUGCAACGGCAGCCAAAGAACCUGAACCUCAAUUGGAGGAACAAACUGACUUCUGGGCAAGCGUCGAAAACAGCAAAGAGCAAAGUCAAUGUACAAAAAAACAGAAAACGGUUACGUAUAUCCCACUGCAAAAGGAGACGGUGGCCGAAGUGGAACAUUGGACGACUACCCUAAAAGCCCAAGUGAAAUACAUGCCCCAAUCGCAGUGUGCUGAAGUUCAUUUCGAGGUAGAAGAAAAUCCAGAAGUUGAAGACGAGGUGGACUUUUGGGCUUCAGUAGAGAAAGCCAAAACCGAGCAGACUGAAAAGCAGCCCGAGCUGGAGUUUUGGUCAGAUCAGUCAGCGGACACUCGUGAUGAAAGCCCGAAUAUAAAUAUAACAGAGCCGAUUGUUGAGGAAGAGGACGUCGAUUUCUGGGCCGACAUAAAAUCUUCUGAAGGUAGCUAUGACAACAGGCAAAACGACUUUCAGUUCGAUCCAACCAAAUAUCCGGAGGAACCACGCGAGGUUGAUACCGAUGAAGAAAUUGAUUUUUGGACAGAAAUCGAAGCGAAUCGCAAGCCGGAUGACGACGAUGUGACUUUCCACAAAUCCGCCACCUUUUGGGCUCGCAAAGAGCGCCAAAACUCAGUAGAAGAAACGCCCUACAAGCCCGUGGAGACCAAAGCAUUUCGGGCCAAGCUGCCCGACGAGCCAGCUGUGGAAAUAGAUGUGUGGGCCACUUUGGAGGGAGCUCGCGGCGAAGAGCCAGAGAUUGUUGAUCCAGUUUUAGAGGAGGAGCAAAUGCUAGCUGAGCAAUACGAAGAGAUUGAGCAUGAAGAAGACGAGAAGUCCCAAAAUCUGACGCAAUCAACGCCUCAGACUCCGGAGACCGAUCUCGACGCAGUUGAGACUAUGUCGCUGGCCUCCAUGCAUGAGCCAGCAACUGUGCAUACCUGGACGCCUUCCACACAUACAAACGUGGACCUGGAGGACGGCGAUGAGCCUGAUUUUUGGGCUGAUAUAGAACAGGAGCGUGGCAAGACAGACCAGGUAGAGGAAGCCGAGCAGAAACGUCAGAACUAUCGCCAGGCCAUGGCGUUCUUCAGUACCUCCAUCGAUGAGCACAAGGUACAGCAAAAAGUGCAACACAAUCGGAGCAGCGUCAUCCUCGAAUCAGCGGAGCCAACGGAUUUGGAUCUGGGCUCACCAGGUGAAUAUGAAAUUGUGGGCGAAGAUGGCGUCGUUGUGGAACAACAUGGAUUGCAAACGGUCAGUGCAGAAGACGAGGAUCGAGAAGCGACGACACCGACCAACCAGCUACCAGAAGUUUACGUGGAACCAGAACCGGAGCAGCAAAGAAAGCUCCUAGCUAACGGUCUGCCCGAUCUCGGUGUGUCGGAAGCACCCAAAAUUUCGGUGCGCGAGCGCAUUAAUGUAUUUGAGACGACUCCAGCAACAACGGGCGACGCAACCCCUCUAAACAAGGCUAUGACUAUUCAUUCGUUGUCCGUAGACAGCGGCCGUGGCAAGGGACAGCUGUCGCGCAAUAGCAGCACACAGCGGUCCGAGUCAGAAAUCGAGGAGGAUGACUCAGGCGUGACAGAUAUGAAUCGGCAGAUGUCAGAGACGGACACCGAGUCCGAAAGUUUUCCGGAGCUGCGCAAGAUGACGAGCUACCAGCGCGCCGCCACACAUUCCAGACUCUUUAAACUCCUGCAGGACGAGAACGAUCUGCCCGAAGCGGCAGAAGCUGGGCAGGCGGACGAGUUCCAGCUAAAGCCCAGCAGACGCAAGAUUGUGCACAAUGUAUCCAUUACACGUCGCCAAAAUCCUAAAGCCCUCAGCGAGGCGGAGACGAUGACACAACGACGCGAACGUCUCUCGCUGCCGCUGCGCAAGAACACCAGCAUCGAUGCGGACAAUCCCUCAACGCCGAACAGUCCCGCCUCGCCCAUCGUUGGGCCAUCCCCCAGCAAGCAGCGUGUGGUCAGCGAUAAGCUGGUUAACGAGCUGGUACAGAGCCUCCUGCUGAAGAGCGACAGCACGCAUCUGCGUAACCUGCCGAUGGAACGGCUCCAGGCCGCGGCCAAGCGCGCCCUGGUCGAGGAAAUGGAUUCCGUGGACACUAGUUCGCUGGACAGCACGCCUGCGCCUACGCCCAAACAGGAUAAGGAAUACGCUGACUAUUAUAGCAGCUGGACCGAGGCCAGCGGCGGUGAAGAGAUUGUGCCCUCGAAGGCCUUUCGAGCGCUACAGGAUCCGCGACGCAGUCCCUGGACGGUGCGCUGUCCCCGCGUCCUCAGUUCCAAGACAAUCAAUCGCGACCUGGCCCGUGUCACAGAGUCACCCGAAAUUCUGACCAAUCGCAGCAGCAAAAGUCCCGAAUGCUUUAGGCAACAGUCCGGGAACAGGGAACACUCCGUUGGCAGCUGGCGCAAGGUCUGAGCUAGCCUCAUUGUGUAUAACUAGGGGCGGGGGGAAUCUCACGUACACACCUUGAUAUUUGCAUUUGGGUCAAGCAACUCUGAGCGGGGGGUGGGAGGGGGGUCAGAGAGCCAGAGAGCCAGUUCUUGCAUUUCUCAUCCAAUCACAGCACAUCACAUUGUACAAUAUGAAAACACUCAGACUAAUAAUAAAAACUAAAUAUCUAAUGUAUAAUGUAUAAUGUAUAUAAACAGAGUUAAACCAAAGAAAAUCGUUCAUUCGUUCGUUCGCUCGUUCGUUUGUUAUCUCAAUAAAAGCGCAAAGUCCUCGCACAGUCAUUUCUAAAUUCGACUACAUACUUAUAUACAUACUUUUGUAUUUUUAAAUCGAUUCAAAAAAUAACUACAAAACCAAAAAAAAAUUAGAACAAAACAAACAAAAGCAACUCAAAAUCUAUCAAAUCGCCACAAUAUAAAAACGAAAAACCAAAACAAAACAAUUUCAUCAACUCAAUGAUUUUGUAAAACUCGUUCAAAAUCCUAAGGCCCUGGACAAUCGGAUCUAUAAUUAUUUCUCAAAGCCAUAGAAAUCAAUUAUAGCCUGACAACAGACUUUGUCCUUAGUUUAAGUACCAGCACACUUAGGAUCAACACAGUCAGAUACCUUGGGAACGGGCCAUGCAGUAAUAGUUUUUUAGUGAAAUUUCAUACAACUAACGUAGCAUAGUAGUUGAGACGGAAAUGUAUUUCUUUAAUUGUUAAUCGCGAUUUGGUAGCAGCACUAAAACCUCUAACAAAACUUACGAACACCACUAGCGAAGCGAAUCAUUACUAACCCUGACUCUUUAAGAUGUAAAAUGUUUACACGAGAGAGAAUUAACCCUUUGACGCAAUGAGGUAACAACGAAACGAAAACAACGCAAUGACAGCAAAUCGACCAAUCAAACAUAAUAUUUAUCCGGAUAAUGCGAGAGUGCAUCUUAAAAA
This is a messenger RNA of Drosophila montana, 8754 nucleotides long. RefSeq lists its product as uncharacterized. The record is from RefSeq and is a predicted model, not a curated record. NCBI's taxonomy places the organism in Eukaryota, Metazoa, Arthropoda, Insecta, Diptera, Drosophilidae. Bases 296 to 7789 code for a protein of 2497 amino acids. The transcript is spliced from 12 exons. Gene Ontology annotation, molecular function: MAP kinase scaffold activity.